AUGGAGUUCAGUUAUGUCUCGUUUGGUGGACAUCCUGAAUUAACUAAAACAGGAGGUCCAAUUCAUUUUCUUGGUUAUAUUUUUGAGCAAAGUUAUAGUGGCUGCAUACAAAAUAUACGGAUUAAUGAAGUUCCUAUAGAUCCUAGACGUAAGGCUUUCUUAGGAGAUGCUGUGGAUGGGUAUGGGAUUACUAAUUGUGGUUUUGGUUUAUGUGAAAAGAAAAAAUGCAAAAAUAAUGCCUCGUGUUUGCAAACAUCUGGUUCCAGUGUUAUUUGUCAAUGCCCUUUGGGAACUUCGGGUCGACAAUGUGAACAAAGAGUUGAGCUAAUAAUGCCGUUCUACAACGGAUAUUCGUACACCGAGUAUAUCGGAUUGAGUGGAACAUCAUCAUCAUUCACCACCUUGGAACUUCAGUUUAGACCAUCACAACCAAACGGUCUGAUUUUAUAUGAAGGUUAUAGUCAUGAUAGGCGUGGGGACUUCUUGGCUAUUAUGUUAGUUCAUGGAUAUGUUGUAGUGGCGUUUGACUUAGGUUCCGGUUCAGCGUUUUUAAAGAAUGAGAAAGAAAUAAAAUUAAAUGAAUGGCACAUAGUCCAUUUUUGGAGAAUUGGUCGUGAUGGUUAUCUCCAAGUCGACUCAGAUGAGCAUAUUAUGACAAAUUACUCAUUCGGUUUACAAGUUCAGCUAACGUUAACUUACUCUUUGUAUCUUGGUGGACAUCCAAAUGCUAAUUUUAUAUCAACCCAUAUAAAACCAUUUAUUGGAUAUGCAACAAAUUUGAGUAUUGGAUUUCAAGGAUGCAUCAAUAAAAUUGAAACAAACGGAGUACUUAUUGAUCCUAUUAGGGAUGCGAUAGGUGGCGUGAAUAUUUUAAAUUGUCCUGGACAAGAAUGUGGAUUUCCAAACCCUGUAUGUUUAAACAACGGGAAAUGUUUACAGGACUUAAAAGGUUUUACAUGUUUAUGUCCUCUUGGAUUUCAGGGGAAGAAUUGUAAAGAAAAAAUUAAUUGGCAAGGGAAGCAAUUAGCUGCAUUUGGAGAAAACAGUUUCGUGAAAUUCACAACGAACUCAUUAAAUUAUAGACCCAAUAGUCGUCACUAUCAUAUAUCGCUUGAAUUUCGGCUAUCCAACAAAAGUUUGGGAAAUGACAUUACUUCUAUGAAAAAUUAUCCGUCAACAAGUAAUGCAUCAGUUAAGUUGUUCAAACAAUAUUUGGUCUAUGGUGUAUUUCAAGGUGUACACAAAAUACAAAAUAUAUUAAUUCAGCUUCUUUCCAGCAGAAGACUAAAAUUAGGUCUAGAGUAUGUAGACACUGAAAAAUAUAUAGUCACCUUAUCUAACGUGACUAAUCAAUCCUCGAACAAUGAUGAAUUAUGGAAAAUUGGCCGUAACCAAUUUAGUCAACGUAUGUUGAUACAAAUGUAUGACAUUUCGGAGAAGUUAGAGUUGAGACACGAUUGGCACAAACUCAUACUUACAAAAAGUUCAAAGGCCAUUACACUAUUUAUCAACCAAUCACAAGUUGCUCAAAUCUAUUUUGAAGAAAACGAAGUGCAACCGGUUCAGUUGUUCUUUGGAGGAAUCCCUGAAACUCUACAUGCACAAAGACGAUACCUGGAACUGAUGAGUAAUGGAUAUUCAUCUUCACAUAAAGAGAAUGUUUUUAUCAAAUCCAAAAAUUUCAAUGGUUGUAUAAAGAAGUUAGAAAUUAAUGGACAUCCUACUUCAUUUGGUCAUGUUGCUGAUGGGCAAGAUAUUACUCAAUGCACAUGA
Messenger RNA from Schistosoma curassoni, 1773 nucleotides. The record is from the annotation of a GenBank genome assembly. NCBI's taxonomy places the organism in Eukaryota, Metazoa, Platyhelminthes, Trematoda, Strigeidida, Schistosomatidae.